GCGCAGUGCCGCCCUCUGGCGGCUCGGCUCCUUCCUCCCGCCCAUCGGCUUCUGCUUGCGGGCCUUUCAAACAUGGAGGAGCGCGAGUGGGGGGCGAGGUCGGCUCGCGCCGGCAGCCCAGCCAGCCCGCCCAGCCCGCGGCUGGACGUCAGCUCCUACAGCUUCGACCCGCUGCUGGCCUUGUACGCGCCUCGUCUGCCGCCCAUUCCCUACCCCAACGCGCCCUGCUUCAACAACGUGGCGGAGUACGAGAGCUUCCUGAAGGGCGGGCGCACCGGGCGCGGUCGGGCUCGGGGCACCGGGGAGCCGGCCUCGGCGGGAACCUCCACCGGAACCUCCACGGGAGCCGGGACCUCGUCCAGGGCCCGUCGCCGCGGCGCGCCCACCCCGGAUCCCGAGCGCAUCCAGCGCCUGCGCCGGCUCAUGGUGGUCAAGGAAGACACGGACCGCACGGCCGGGGCGCGACGCCAGGGCCCGGGGCGCAGCAAGAAGGCACCCCGCAAUGUGCUCACCCGGAUGCCCUUGCAUGAAGGUAGCCCUCUGGGUGAACUGCACCGCUGCAUCCGAGAGGGAGUCAAGGUGAAUGUUCACAUCCGCACCUUCAAGGGACUUCGCGGUGUCUGCACUGGCUUCCUCGUUGCAUUUGACAAGUUCUGGAAUAUGGCCCUCACAGAUGUGGAUGAGACUUACCGUAAACCCGUCUUAGGCAAAGCAUACGAGCGGGAUUCUUCGCUGACUCUCACUAGGCUAUUUGACCGGCUGAAACUUCAAGAUUCCUCCAAAAAGGAAGCGGAUUCCAAAUCUGCAGUUGAGGACUCCACCCUGUCUCGAUACUCCCAGACAUCUACGUGGAAGGUGGCUUCGGUAUGGGGACGAGGAGACACUGACCGGGGCUCACACAGGCGCUCCCGCUCCGUCCCUUCUUCCUUGCAGGCAUCUGCAAGGGAGGAGUCCAGGUCUGAGCUGUCAGGGAGGACUACAAGGACAGAAGGGUCCAGUGUGGGAGGUACCUUCUCUAGGGCCACCACCCUUUCACGGGGCCAGUCCCGUAAGAAAAAGCGAAAGCCCAAGGUGGAUUACCAGCAGGUAUUCACUCGGCACAUCAAUCAGAUUUUCAUUCGAGGCGAGAAUGUCCUGCUGGUUCAUCUUGCACAGUGAGCAGCUCAGCCCCACUUGACCUUUGGGUUUUAGAAAUAAAGUGCAUGACUGUUCCUAUGCUAUAUUCUAGUAUCCCAAACAGUGCGAGUCGAAGUGAUUCCCGCUGGUCCUGCCCAUGCAGAGCACAGAGCUGGCUCACCCUCUGGAAGGACAGGUCAGCAGUACUAACAGGCAAGAGCCUCUCACAGACAUGCUCGAACGGGCUGCUACUGGCUGCUCCUGAGUCUCAAGUGUAGGCGCUUCAGUUUGACUUAGGGUCAUAGCACGAGUGGAAUCCACACCAUGGAAACCUCAGAAAUGUCUGAAAAGGAAUAAUUUCAUUUCUAAAUCUAGUGGUCUGAGCACCGUGAGUUUGAUCUCAUGAUGAUCAUGUUUGAGCAAUGUAAAUUGCCCAAGAUCCUGUACCCAUAUCUUGGAACUUAUCUUUGUUCUACAUCAUUCUCUCUUGAUCAAGAAAUGAAAUUUCUUAUCCUCAAAUAUUAAUAAGGUCUAGGAAAGUUACCAGCUUACGAAGGAGUGAAGCUCAGCUAGGUGGUUGCUCAAAGCAGCCAGUGGUAACCUCUCUGCUCUGACCCCUCUUCCCGAGGGAGGGAAGGCUGAAGCUUGUCCUCCCCUCACCAGAGGUGGCCUCUGCACAUGGCAUACAGGUGGGACUCUACUGCACUCGUGGUGGCUUGUUGUCCUCUCGACUCCUGUGGCAUGGUGCUAGUGCAUGUGACCUGUGCUGUCCCCCCACGUGUUGUGUGUGACCUGUCCUCAUGUGCCCUUGUCUGACUUCAGAGAGUUCUACAUGAACUCAGUAAUACACAUCUCUCACUCGGCUAAGAGUCACCUUUCCAGGUGGGCCUGGCCUUGUGUAGAAAGUCGCUCGGAAUGGUGUUACUGUGAAAGAGGGGUCAUACUUUUAUUCCGUAUGUCAAGCCAGUGAGGUUCUUAGAAGAAUGGGCACUUGACUCCCACUUCUGCUUGAGUGUCAGGAAUACCAAAGGACCCAGGGGUGCUCCUACUUGAAUUAUAUCACCAUAUGCUUUUCAGUCACUAGUACAGAGUGGGCUGUAUCUUGACAUAGACUGUUAGGCACUAUUGACUUACAAAGUUUUGUUUAUCAUAGAUAACUUAUGUUCAAAGGGAGAAUGAGAAAUAGCUAGCUACUUCAAAUGUAUGUAUGAAUAGAGCAUUCCCCCUGCAGGGUUUGUGAAUAGCAUUGGUAAGCUUAGGGGGCUGGGACACUUGGUCUUCUGGUAGCUGGACCACUGCCUCCUCAGAAAAUGAAGUUGGCAGAUGUGCCUCAGUUUUCCCAUCAGACACCUACCUCACCAGGGCAUUGUGGCAGAAUUUUAGGAAGGGAUUUUCCGGCCUCUAAGCAUUUCUAAGUGCCAUGAAGAAAUUUUCCUUACUCUAUAGCAGAGCUCUGUAAAACCUGUCCUAUGAGCGAGGCAGAUGGUAUGUGAGGAAGGGAUCUUCCAGCUGUCACUUUUGAUCUUGUAGCCAUCAUCAGAGGCUAUGAGAGCUUCAGCAGCUGCUCUCCACGGCCUGUUCCUUCCUCCAGAAAGCAGCACGAGUUCUCAGAGGAACACCUUCAUCUAGGAAGAAGUGACUUUCUCUCUGCUGCUGCCCCACAUCCCGGGCCUGCUUUGCGAGGGUGUCAGUUCUGGCACUGGAGGGAGAAUAUGCAUCUAAAAACAGCAUUGUUCCCCAAGGAGAAUUUCUGGGCUUCUGUCUCUUCUCACCUUACCUGUUUUCAUUUCUAGUAAGUUUGAAGGCAGGACAGGUGCACUGGGUCAGUGGAAGCUCUGGGUAAGGCUGGAAGUUCAAAGCUCUUUGAUCCUGAAGUCUAAAUUCUCCUCUGCCUCCUGGGCUAGGCUUGUUCUCGAGUCAACAGUUGCUUUGUUCACUUAUCAGUCUGUAGUGCCUCUGUCUCUAGCAGUACUCCCUGUGUGGCAGUGUUCCCUAUGUGACAGUGCUCCCCCAUCUGCUCUGUUGCCCCUUAGGUAGAAGCUGUAAUGGCUGCUCUUUUUCCCCAACUAUGUAGAAAUAUGCAAUCAAAAGGAAUAGAACGAAUUUCUGUUGAUCCUAGUGAACCUCUUGGUACCAGUUUCAUGUUGUCAUAUAGCUCUCCCAUAUUUCUAUAAGGAUUGAUUUAUAAUUUUCCCCUCAACAUGACAACUCUCUCUGUGAAAAUUAUCUUUAAAUUGUGUGUGUUCUAUCUUUAGAUCCUCUUCAUUUAUUUGUUUAAUUUGGAUGGUGAUUCUGAAAUGAGUACUCUCUAGGAAAUGUGCAAUUUCAUGCAAAGCAUGGUAAUUAUUUUUAGAAAAGUCAAUUUAAUAAAUUAUUGCCUUUAGCAUUGGAACAGCUUUCAAAAAUAAAGAAAAGUAGGUCCUAAUAAUGUAUUGCUUCUCUGAAAUGAUAUCACAUAGGUCAUCCUUGAGUCACUGUAGUGGCUAGGGGGAUGGGAGACUAGGGAACUGGGCUGGGUACUUCAUGGUGGGCCUUAUGCUCUGUUCAUGAGACCCUGAGUUCAGUCCAUGGUAUGGAUGAAUCAAUACAUGAAUCACUAGCUCAAGUUUUCCUUAUGAGAAAAGAAGAGCCCAGGGAAAGGGCUUGGUGAGGUCAGGUACUAGAAGAUGCACUCCUUUCCUUAUGGAACAGAGCCUCCUCACUUGUGUUCCAUGAGAUUACAAUUUGCUUAAGGAUACACCUUACUUUUGUAUAAAUGGCUUUGAUUGUUCAAACUAAUUUCUAGCCACCUGAAUAAUUCACAGUUUAUAGCUAUUUUUAUUUAUUUAUUUAUUUUUGAAACAGUCUCACUGUGUCUGCCUGGCUGGUCUGAAACUCACUCAAUAAAUCAGGGUAGUUUCAAACACAGAUCUGCCUGCCUCUGCCUGCCAAUGCUACGACUAAAGAGGUGUCCUGCCACCCAGUGGUUCAGCCAUUAGAGUGAUCAGCUUAGCCACAGCUCUGGUGCUCAGCUUGAAGAGAAGUUACAAGUAGGCAAGUAUCACCACCAGAACAGGGCUGGUAAAGGUUCAUGCUCAAAUGCAAGGGAGACAACACACAGGACAGGACAGGGACCCUGGGCGCUGGCCAAGGAUUAAGGUAUACUGCUUAAAUAAACAAAGGGAGCCAGGCGUAUGCAGGCCCAGGCAGCCAUUGUACCGAGGCUCAGAUUUCUGUGUGUCUUAGUUGCUGGCUGGGUUGACAAAGUGGCCUGCUGUGUUCACUCCACUGCUCGGGACAAGUUCAGACACGAUCACAUAGGUUACAGCAAAGCUGGGGAAGGUUAGGGGCUGGAGUACUGUUUUUAAAGUAGUGUGCAUUAAAUGGGCAGAGUUAAUGUAGAGCCAGGGUCCUACCACAUGCCAUUCUGUGUCCAGAAAGCCAUUCUUGUACUUCGUAUCAGUACAGCUCUCACCUGGGCUGUCCAUUUUAGUGACUGGGAAGCCUGAGGUUUCUCUUUUUAGGACCAGCAGGUGGUUUGUGAAAUGCUUAGCCAGUUAGCAUGCGAGGCAGGGGUCUAAAGGAGUCUCUAUCUUGCUCUUCCUUUGCCCGAUGCACAUCAAGGCUCUGAGCAUUCUGGUGUGGGUGCCCAUGAACUCUCGAUGAGAGCUGCUGUCAGAGCAGGAGCAGCCUCAUGUGCCUUGGCACGGAAAGAAUGCUCCUUCAGGUUGUCAGAUCAUGAGCUCCAAGCUGCCCCUUAAUCCUUAUCAGCCUCACAGAGGUCUGUGCCAACACUUCUACCCUUUAAGAUAAAAGGAACAGACCCAACACAAGUAGAAGUGGGCGUCUGUUUCUGUUUGCACUGUGUCCGUGACAGCCACCCAGGCAAAAUCGGGAAAUACACUUGGUUCUGUGAAUUGCUUCUUUACAUGUCCCGUAGAUCAUUUUUCCUGUAGGAAAAAACUACAAGUAUUCAAAGCCAGCUAGCUGUCACUGGUGCUUCCCCAAAGCAUUUCAUCCCCUUCUGUGCUUUUUAUGAAUGAAAUGGUUGCUGUGCGCAGGUCAGGUUAAUAGAAGAAAGAGUCUGGUGGUAUAAAUAGAGUAGUCUGAGAGAUGUCUUCAUUUUUCUCUUCCUGCACCAUCCCUGGAAUGUAUACAGCCUGCUGUGGGUAUCCUGUUCGCCUGUGUCUGUCUUGCCCAGAAGGCUUUUCUCAGUGGUCGGAAGUAAAACUAUCCAUCUGGCCUAUACGGGAAAGGCUGAUAAGUCUGCCGUUACUUUCUGGCAAAUUGGUGGAUUUAAGAUAAGCCUUGGACUCCCGUCACCGUUUUCUGAAGAUGAGUUGGGCCUUCUUACCUCCCACUGUUGGGUAUAUUUCAAAUGUCUGUCAGUUCUCUAGCACAGUCCUAAUAAAAGUGAAAGCCCUCUGUCAAGAAACAACAUGGGCGAUCCAAAGAUCAGGGGCGAGAAAACUCGGCAUACCUCGGACCCUUGGGGUCUUUAAGCUGUGGCGAGCACGGGCAUCCCUGAGGAAAGCUGGGAGUUUGGUUCCUGGCACAUUGCAGUCACUUUUGAUUGUGAGUCCUUGGGAGCAGAUGUCUGAUGUUGUAUUUUCAGAACUAUGAGGAAAUGUCUGGGAACACUUAGGGGCCGUUUUGGGUGAUUGAUUGCCUGAUUUCAGAGCAGCUGGUCCCCUUUUCUGUUCUCCUGGCAGGAAAACAAGACAGUGAACCAUGCCCUAAAACACUCACACCUGUAAUCCCAGCCCUUAGGAGACUGAGGCAGGAGGAUCCCUGUGAGUUCCAAGCCAGUCUCAGCUACAGAGGGAAAGAGUCUCAAAAAAACUAAAAUGACAGCAACCAAAAGUAAUUUGCCUAUUCAGUAGAGACAUGUAACUACUCUGGCCACUGUGUCCUCUGCACCGUGACUUGGUGAUGGUUUUAUGGACAGGGCUGAAGGUGGAUGACUAGGAGUGCUGAUGUAACUGAUAUAAGAACCCCUGACUGACCUCAUCUUUACUCACCCCUUGUUGUUAACUGAGACUCUUUUUGUUAAGGGGGCCUGCAGUGAGAAACCUUUGCAAUGUUCUGCUUUUGAUAAUGUGUCAAAUGGGAGUCUGGAAACUAAUAAAUAUGAUUGUAUCCA
Molecule: messenger RNA, 6238 nt
Organism: Mastomys coucha (southern multimammate mouse)
Lineage: Eukaryota; Metazoa; Chordata; Mammalia; Rodentia; Muridae
Gene: Lsm11
Product: LSM11, U7 small nuclear RNA associated
Exons: 4
Coding region: 73-1158 (361 amino acids)
Biological process (GO): mRNA 3'-end processing by stem-loop binding and cleavage
Cellular component (GO): U7 snRNP
Molecular function (GO): U7 snRNA binding
Source: RefSeq, a predicted model, not a curated record